This is a messenger RNA of Fusarium subglutinans, 261 nucleotides long. RefSeq lists its product as uncharacterized. NCBI's taxonomy places the organism in Eukaryota, Fungi, Ascomycota, Sordariomycetes, Hypocreales, Nectriaceae. Bases 1 to 261 code for a protein of 86 amino acids. The transcript has a single exon. The record is from RefSeq and is a predicted model, not a curated record.
AUGUUUUCCGGUGAUCUCGCCUAUGUACGCCCAGCUUCAGCGCACAAGCAGCGAAAUGCCAUGUCUAUCGCUCUUCGUGACAUGAAACCUGCGAGAACACACGAGACUCCUGUUGAGUGCUACACUCCAGACGAGGACACGAGCCACAAAGAAAUCACCGAGCGAAUGCUGCAUCAGAGAAAUGGCUUGACAGAAGGUCAAGAAGCCACGAUGUACACACUGAAAGCUCAGUUGCACGACAACGCCUUGUCCACAGCCUAA